AUGACCUUACAUCCACAGCAGAUAAUGAUAGGUCCUAGGUUUAACAGGGCCCUAUUUGACCCCUUGCUUGUGGUGCUACUGGCUCUUCAACUUCUUGUGGUGGCUGGUUUGGUCAGAGCUCAGACUUGCCCGUCUGUCUGUUCCUGCAGCAAUCAGUUUAGCAAAGUAAUUUGUGUGAGGAAGAAUCUGAGAGAGGUCCCUGACGCCAUCUCCACAAACACACGGUUAUUGAAUCUCCAUGAGAACCAGAUCCAAAUCAUUAAGGUGAAUAGCUUCAAACACCUGAGACAUCUAGAAGUCUUGCAGCUGAGCAGAAAUCACAUUAGAACAAUUGAAAUAGGGGCCUUCAAUGGUCUGGCUAAUCUCAAUACUUUGGAACUUUUUGACAAUCGUCUUAGCACCAUCCCGAAUGGGGCUUUUGUGUACUUGUCAAAACUGAAGGAGCUUUGGUUGCGAAACAAUCCCAUUGAGAGUAUUCCUUCUUAUGCUUUUAAUAGAAUCCCUUCCCUGCGAAGGUUGGACUUGGGGGAAUUGAAAAGGCUUUCAUAUAUCUCAGAAGGUGCCUUUGAAGGUCUGUCCAAUUUGAGGUAUUUGAACCUUGCUAUGUGCAACCUUCGGGAGAUCCCUAACCUCACGCCACUUGUAAAACUGGAUGAGCUAGACCUUUCUGGGAAUCACUUAACUGCUAUCAAGCCUGGGUCCUUUCAAGGAUUAAUGCACCUUCAGAAAUUGUGGCUGAUCCAAUCCCAGAUUCAAGUGAUUGAAAGGAAUGCCUUUGAUAACCUUCAGUCGCUAGUGGAGAUCAACCUGGCCCACAACAAUCUAACACUACUGCCUCACGACCUCUUUACACCUCUCCGUCUAGAAAGGAUCCACCUACAUCACAACCCUUGGAACUGCAACUGUGACAUCCUGUGGCUCAGCUGGUGGAUUAAAGACAAAGCGCCCUCGAACACUGCAUGCUGUGCCCGUUGCAACACGCCUCCUAGCUUGAAAGGGAGGUACAUUGGUGAGCUGGACCUGAAUUACUUCACGUGCUACGCUCCUGUGAUUGUGGAGCCACCAACAGACCUCAACGUCACUGAAGGCAUGGCUGCAGAGCUGAAAUGCCGAGCAUCGACGUCCCUGACCUCCAUAUCUUGGAUUACUCCAAAUGGGUCUGUUAUAACACAUGGGGCUUAUAGGGUUCGGAUUUCUGUGCUCAGCGAUGGCACGUUAAAUUUUACGAGGGUGACUGCGCAAGACACGGGCUUGUAUACAUGCUUGGUGAGUAACUCUGUUGGGAAUACUACAGCUUCUGCAACACUCAAUGUAACUGCACAGGAGUGUAUUACUUAUUUUUCAACCAUCACAGUAGAAACUGUGGAACCUUCUCAGGAUGAGGCGCGGACAACAGAGCAGGUUUGGCCCACACCGGUCAUUGAAUGGGACACCACCAAUGUGACAACCUCUCUCACACCACAGAGCACAAGGUCAACGGAAAAAACGUUCACCAUCGCUGUGACAGAUUUGAGCAAUGGGAUUCCAGGAAUAGAUGAGGUUAUGAAGACUACCAAAAUCAUAAUUGGUUGUUUUGUGGCAAUCACUCUUAUGGCAGCGGUGAUGUUGGUCAUUUUCUACAAAAUGAGAAAGCAACAUCACCGGCAAAACCACCAUGCUCCAACACGAACUGUAGAGAUCAUUAAUGUGGAUGAUGAGCUUACAGGUGACACACCUAUAGAAAGUCAUUUGCCCAUGCCAGCAAUAGAGCAUGAGCACCUAAAUCACUAUAACUCUUAUAAGUCUCCUUUCAACCACACAACAACAGUUAACACAAUAAAUUCAAUACACAGUUCAGUGCAUGAACCAUUAUUGAUCCGAAUGAACUCAAAAGACAAUGUGCAAGAGACUCAGAUCUAA
This is a messenger RNA of Podarcis lilfordi (Lilford's wall lizard), 1899 nucleotides long. The record is from the annotation of a GenBank genome assembly. Lineage: Eukaryota; Metazoa; Chordata; Lepidosauria; Squamata; Lacertidae.